GUCGUUCCUGUAAUUAUCCAGCACCUGCGGGUCUGAGCACGCAGAGAAGUAACUCCAGCGUUAGCCUGCUGAGGCUAGCCAGUAGCAUUAGCUGCUGUUCCCUUGCUACAAACAGAGCUAACGCUGUCGUAUAACACGGAGCUGAGUGCAACUUACAAACUACGGGAUAGGAAAUUUGCCUUUAUGCAGAAUAUCCGAUUAAAGUGAAUAUCUUUCUGUGAGCAAAAAUUCCCAGGGUCAGCUCGGGAGCUAAGCAGCUAACGCGUGUAUCCCAGUGGCAGCGUUAGCCUUUAGCAUCGUCCAUUGUUCAUUGACUCUUUGACGCUGGACACUGACAGGGACACUGGCAAGCCUGUUGCUGCGAGGGCUGCUAACAGCCGAAGAAGAAGAAGAAGAAGUACAGCCCACCACCGAGUGCCAGUGUCUGGAGGAUGUCUUCACCAUUAUACUACAACCAAGACAGCGUCACUCGCUUCAAGAAAAGAAAAGCCCGUUUCACCUUCAGUGAAGUCCACAUACUGUUGGACGAAGUGAGAAAACAUCGUCUGGUGGUUGUGGGCAAAUUCAACCGUGGUGUGCCAACAGACAUUAAGAAACGCACAUGGGCGGAGAUUACGGCACGUGUGAAUGAGAUUGGAGAGUGCCAGCGUGAGGUCAUCGAGGUCAUCAAGAAGUGGUCUGAUCUCAAGUGUGACACCAAGAGGAAAGUGGCCGCCAUGCGGUCGGGGACAGUGCCCAACAGGGGUCUUAACUCACGGCUGUCCCGAGACCUGACUCAGACAGAGCGAAUAGUGCACCAGAUCCUGGAGAUGGACGAGGGAGACCCCAGCACUGGUGACUUUGGGCCACUGGGAGACGACGACGACGUCCCAGAGGAGGAGGAUGAAAUGGAAGAGGAGGACAUGAUGGGAUUGCAGAGCUCCCCCAAUGGAGGGAUGGACAUGCCUGUGAUGCCACCGCCUCUCCCUUAUUCCAUGAGUGGACCAGCUCAGUCCGGUGCCAAAGAGGAUCAGUCAAUGCCCAACUACAGUGGCUCAUCUCGGGACUCAUCACAGCCCGCCUUCGAAACGCAAUAUGAAAUACCUCCCAUAGAGGACACCGACAAUGCAUUUGCGGAGUCCGAUGAUGACCAAAGGGAAGACUUGGUGCCAUCCAAUCAGUCAGCAAAACCUCCAGAGGAUCACCAAGGCAACAAUGGUGUCCAGAAACAAGGCGCCGGCGCCCCUCAGCCUUCAUCCACACCAUCGUUGUCACCGGCCGUCCUUCCAACAGCAAGUCAGCCCUCGCAGAACUCGAGGGACAGCAUGCUGCACAACGCGUCGUUGAGCCUCCAAGAGCAGCACGCCACCAACAUCCUGCUGGAGACUGUGUCCCGCUCUCUGGAGCUCCUGUCCGAGUCAGUGCAGCAGCUGGCCGAGACUCAACAGGAGUUUGUGCGCGAAUCGUUGCAGCUCCAACGGGAAACGGUGCAGGUUCUCAGAGACUUCACCGGCGGGGCCAUCGCCCUCAUGCAUGAUAAACUGAACGGACGGCCGGCGUUAUAGCGACGGGGUGUCGGACUGAGGCGACGGUUCUCUCCCGUGUUUAGUUGUACCACUGACUUGAAAAGCAUCCUUCAGGAGCAGGAACUUGUGAGUUCCUUUGGACUCGACUGCAGGUUGAUUCUACCUUUUGAUAGUACUCUCUACAGAUUUCCUGUGGUUCUAUUUUGAAAACUGUAUUCAUAGAAUAAUGUAUUGAUAGCAUUGCUUCUGUCUGUCUAUGUAGGUUACAUGAAAACGGAUUGAAAAAGUAAUAGUCACUUAUUACUUUUAGCCAUAAAGGAAUAACACAUCGAUGAUUUCUUUUGUUUGCUACUGAAAGUUAGUCAUGCCAGCCGAUGGUGUUAAAUAUUUUUUCAUUAUGCAUAAGAGUUAUGACAGAUUUAAAUCCUUCACAUACUUUGAACAGUGAAAUCUAUGGAGUGAGUCUUUUGGUUUUAAAACGCCAGUAAGAAAAUGUGUCAUUUUUAGUAGUGACUUUCCCUGACAUCAGUGUUUGGAGUUUAUCACGUACUGUAAACUGGUUCUCCGCGCGAAGAAUUUGUGAUUGUCUCUUUUUUUGGUUCCUUUUUACAUUAUGAUGAGCACCACUUUAUUUCAGUCAUGGAAUAAAAUCCCUACUGUCUUUUGA
Myripristis murdjan (pinecone soldierfish) is the source of this 2172-nucleotide messenger RNA. Its product is annotated as nuclear apoptosis-inducing factor 1. The transcript has 5 exons. The coding region runs from base 432 to 1544 and encodes 370 amino acids. NCBI's taxonomy places the organism in Eukaryota, Metazoa, Chordata, Actinopteri, Holocentriformes, Holocentridae. The record is from RefSeq and is a predicted model, not a curated record. Gene Ontology annotation, cellular component: nucleus.